AUGAAGCCUUUUCACCUUCUCGUGCUACUCAUUUUCCCCCUUGCACGCUUCGGAAGGGGGGAAAGUCCAGAUGGUGGCAAAGGUGAUGGAAGCAAUGGGGGAGUAGUAUUCCCCCGGGACUUCGACAAGGACAUGAACGAAUUGGACUUAAGCGGUCUGGAGGAAGACAUCGAAGGCAUCGAAGAAAUAGCACACACAGAUUACUACCAAUACGUGACCCAGUUAUAUGUCUAUGUGCGCAUAGACAAAAAAUACAGUACGUUCCGAAAUCACCUGCAACUGAUCCGCCUCGGGGAGAAGUUCAUGACGCUGCUGCAAAACGCAAUGAUUAACGUGCAAAUGAAGAAAACUGGAGUUGGAAUUUUUACGUGUUUUUACCAGGACAAAGCCAUAACGGAAAACCUAGUUACAUACUUCCUAAUGCAGAAGGAGGUAGACUUCUUGGAAGUCGGCUUCGAUAGGCGCUUUCCAGAGGGAAGAUCCGCCCCUUUUGUCGACGUUGAUGAGAGGAUCGACCCGCAGGAGAAAACCGAUGAGGAGUUGUAG
Molecule: messenger RNA, 546 nt
Organism: Plasmodium knowlesi strain H
Lineage: Eukaryota; Apicomplexa; Aconoidasida; Haemosporida; Plasmodiidae
Product: conserved Plasmodium protein, unknown function
Exons: 5
Coding region: 1-546 (181 amino acids)
Source: RefSeq, a predicted model, not a curated record